Messenger RNA from Pseudozyma flocculosa PF-1, 381 nucleotides. RefSeq lists its product as uncharacterized. The transcript has 4 exons. The record is from RefSeq and is a predicted model, not a curated record. Bases 1 to 381 code for a protein of 126 amino acids. Lineage: Eukaryota; Fungi; Basidiomycota; Ustilaginomycetes; Ustilaginales; Ustilaginaceae.
AUGGCCGACCAAGAGGGAACGCCCAACGUCGCAUUCCAGAACGAGGCCAAGUACCCGGGCCAGACGACCGAGUUCCGCGGACCGGGCGUGUCCGCAGAGAACCCGGCCGGCGCCUUUCCCAGGGACACGCGACAGCCCGACCCGGAGCCCCGCGAGGUGCACCAACCGGCCUCGACCAUCUUCCACGCCAUCGAGAACCCCUACGCGCUCCGAGAGGCCCUCACCCGCCUCGAAACCAGCCUCGACGAAAUCAUCGGCCUCUUCCAGGCAGAGAAAAACACUCUCGGAAAGGAGGGCGACUUUGCAAAGGGAAAACAGGGCAUUGAGCUGUUCGAGUCCUGGAAGCAGCAGCUCGAAGACAUCAAGGCCGGAAAGCGAUGA